Xyrichtys novacula (pearly razorfish) is the source of this 681-nucleotide messenger RNA. The record is from the annotation of a GenBank genome assembly. Lineage: Eukaryota; Metazoa; Chordata; Actinopteri; Labriformes; Labridae.
AUGGACUACCUCACCGACAGACCACAGUUUGUGAGGCCUCAGAACUGUGUAUCGGACAUGGUGGUCUGCAGCACGGGGGCUCCACAGGGGACAGUGCUCUCCCCCUUCCUCUUCACCCUGUACACCUCAGACUUCAGCUAUAACUCUGGGAGCUGUCACCUCCAGAAGUUCUCUGAUGACACAGCCAUCGUCGGAUGUGUAUCGUCAUGGGAUGAGCAGGAAUACAGGACUGUCAUCACUGACUUUGUCAACUGGUGUGGCACAAACCACCUCCAGCUCAACGCCAGUAAGACAAAGGAGAUGGUUGUGGAUUUCCGCAGGAGGAGGACACCUCAGACUGUUCCAGUGAACAUCCAGCGUCUGGACAUUGAGAUGGCGGAGUCCUACAGAUUCCUGGGUGUCCACCUCAACAACAAACUGGACUGGUCAACCAACACAGACGUACUGUACAAGAAGGGCCAAAGUCGUCUCUACCUGCUGAGGAGACUGAGGUCUUUUGGAGUGUGCAGGACUCUGCUCAAGACUUUCUAUGACUCUGUGGUAGCAUCUGCACUUUUCUAUGCAGUGGUCUGCUGGGGGGCAGGGAGCACCGAGAGGGACAGGAAGAGACUGAACAGACUGGUCAGGAGGGCCAGUUCUGUCCUGGACUGUUCUUUUGGACUCCCUGGAGGAGGUGGGUGA